AACGGAAUUAAUGCAACGCGGCCCUGAAAAGCCUUCGCCGUCUCUUGGUCAAGAGACUUGAAUGUCCGUCCCCCUGACGUGUCGAAGGAGGACUGAACUGUUUUCAAUACCCUCGCUUGCCCCGCGGCCUCCCCUAUCUCUUUUUAUGGUAUACUCCUCUUGGUGCUCCACUCAAAGUCUUCCGGCGGGAAAAGUUUCGCCGCCGUGGAGGUGCCCAACGGAGAGCUGGAUCCGGCGGGAGUCAGUGAGAAGCUUGUUGGGGUUUGGGGGCUUUAUGGCGCUGCCAGGAGGAAAUAAAGAUAACAUUAGGGCCGGGUGCAAGAAAUGUGGCUAUCCUGGCCACCUUACAUUUGAAUGCCGAAACUUUCUCCGUGUAGACCCAAAAAGAGAUAUCGUUUUAGAUGUCAGCAGUACAAGCAGUGAAGACAGUGAAGAGGAGGAGCUGAGUAAGCUACAGGCUGUACCAGAGAAGAAAAGUGUUGCUGAGGAAGAAGAAAAGAAAAGGGCCAAGAAGAAAAGCAAAGAAAAAUCAAAACUGAAGAAAGGAAGGAAAAGAUCUUAUUCAUCGAGUGCCACAGAAGAGGAAGAGACCAAGUCAAAGAAACAGAAGUACCAUAAGAAGGAAAAGAAGGAGAAAAAGAAUAAAUCCAAGAAAAGAAAACAUCACAAAAAGGAGAAGAAAAAGAGGAAGAAAAGAAGAGACUCCUCUUCUGAUAGUACAGACUCUUCUAGCAGUGACUGAGAAGCAAAUCUAUGAUGAUUUUGUGGUUUUGUUGUAAUUAUGGGUUGGAUCCAUUUGGAGAGCUGGCAGAGCAGAUCUCUUCCUCUUCCCCAUGAAGCCUGCCAUUUGUCCUGAAACUCAUCAGAAGAACCUGACCAGCAAACUGUGCCACAAGAAAGGACAUUACAAGAACCGAAGAUAAUUUGAUAUGAUUGCCUCUUUCUCCCUCUUCUGCUGGCUCUCACGAGUGGAGAUGAUUUCAUCCAAUUUCCCCCAGUCAACACAGCACUCAUCCUGAGGCAUUUUGGGACAAAUGGCAGGAGCAGGGGAAGACAAAAGUGUGUAAAGAUCUGCUCUGCCAGCUCCUUUUGCUGCAUCAGAACUUAUGUUUAGAUCUCUAUGAAGCUGUCCAGUUAAUAUAUAUAUAUAUAUAUUUUUACUCAAAUACCCAUCUCUGUUUUUUAUAGAAAUUUACAAAUUUCCCCCUGUGCAUUAUGGUUGUUCAGUUCCUACUUUGUGUGUAAAAAGGAAGCUCUUAUGGGUUCUGCUGGAAUAUCUGCCUUCUGUUCAUAAACAAGAGAUAACAACAUACCACUAGUAAAUUCAUAAAUGGGAUAUAACACAAUGCAUCACUAGUGAAUUCACAGUUGUAGAAUGUAAAGAAAACAGCCCAGUGGAAACUGAUGACUGUUAUAAAACUUUUAACACAGACAUUAAUUACGCAAUAAAAAAUGAUACAGGCUA
Messenger RNA from Heteronotia binoei (common prickly gecko), 1465 nucleotides. RefSeq names its product SREK1 interacting protein 1 (gene SREK1IP1). Lineage: Eukaryota; Metazoa; Chordata; Lepidosauria; Squamata; Gekkonidae. The transcript has 5 exons. The coding region runs from base 62 to 742 and encodes 226 amino acids. Gene Ontology annotation, molecular function: nucleic acid binding; zinc ion binding. The record is from RefSeq and is a predicted model, not a curated record.